Molecule: messenger RNA, 786 nt
Organism: Harmonia axyridis
Lineage: Eukaryota; Metazoa; Arthropoda; Insecta; Coleoptera; Coccinellidae
Exons: 2
Coding region: 194-706 (170 amino acids)
Source: RefSeq, a predicted model, not a curated record
AGUAUUCCAUAGCGGAGAUGGCUUUCCACUAGUGCGUAGUAUAGUAUUUUUAGAUGGUGGGUUGGUAAAAUGUAUUUAAGGUGUUUGAAUCUGUAUAAGAUAGUUUGCAGUUUUUUAAUGAUAUAUUCAAUGUGAGAGUCCCACCUUAAGUGUGAAUCAAUGAUGACUCCCAGAUAUUUAAUUUCAUUAAGCGAUGAAAUAUGAUAGGGCUUGUCAUGAUAAUUCGUUAGCCAAUGAAUCUGAAUUGAUGGAGAAUUCUGUUUUAAAUGGUAGUAUCAAAUUAAAUAGUGAGCCUGAGGAAAAAUGUGCUGAGGAUGAACCAGUUAAAAAGAAGAAAAAAUCUAGUAGAAGCCAAGAUUCAGAAGGAACCAUGGAGAACGAACUUGUAAAUAAAAAGAGCAAAAAAUCCCGCAAAAGCUCAAAUCAUGAAAAUUCAUUUGCAAAUGAAUCUGAAUUGAUGGAGAAUUCUCUUUUAAAUGGUAGUAUCAAAUUCGAGAAUGAGCCUGAAGAGAAAUGUGCUGAGAAUGAAUCAGUUAAAAAGACGAAUAAAUCUCAUAGGAGCCAAGAUUCAGACAAGACCAUGGAGAUUGAAGUUGUAAAUAAGAAGAGAAAAAAAUCCCGUGAAAGUUUGGAAAAUUCAAUGGAUGGUGAUGUAGAACAAACUCAAAAAAAACGAAAAAGAGAAAAAAAAAAUCCAUAUUUAUAGUUAACUUAUCGAAGAUCCGCAAUCCAGCCCUGCUACAGCUAAAAGGCACGUAGUUCGUUUUUUCCAUGUUCACUGUGAGU